This is a messenger RNA of Mizuhopecten yessoensis (Yesso scallop), 6129 nucleotides long. RefSeq names its product rab3 GTPase-activating protein non-catalytic subunit-like. The transcript has 35 exons. Bases 64 to 4302 code for a protein of 1412 amino acids. The record is from RefSeq and is a predicted model, not a curated record. Gene Ontology annotation, biological process: regulation of GTPase activity. NCBI's taxonomy places the organism in Eukaryota, Metazoa, Mollusca, Bivalvia, Pectinida, Pectinidae.
CGGGCAACUGAAUGUAAACAUGGUUGACGUGUAGAAGAUUCAGAAAACUAAUUUACGAGGACUAUGUCGUGUCAGCUGACUUCACUAGCUCACUUUAGCGACAUUUCAAAAGUUAAAAAAUAUCUUUUCCCAAAUUUGAAGGAGGAUUCACCAGAAAGGCUUCUAAAGAAUGCAGUCACAGAGGGUGGAGGCUGGGAUGUGGAGUGGGAUGACUGGAACGAGGAGGAAGAUAGUGAGUCAGCUUCCACACCAAUGGAGGAAGAAGCAACAUCAGAUUCCACAAUGGCUGACACCAAACAUGGCUGGCUACAGGACUGUGUCAUCUCCUUGUCACCAGCCAAUGACAUGAUUGCGAUUGCAAAUGAGCAAAAGAUAGUGCUGCUGUCUCAGAAAUAUGACCCCCAAAAUAAGGAAGCUGACAUUGAUACCAAGCUGACCAAAGUAUGGGAAGGGACCAUGCAUCAGGAGGAAGGAGAAACCAUCACAGCCAUUCUGUGUUUACCCUUAGCCUCCCAGAAAAGGAGUACACAAGGAGGUCCAGACUGGACGUGUGUUAUAGUUGGCUUCUCCUCAGGACACCUCAGGAUGUACACAGAAUCGGGAACACUCCUUUUGUCACAGUUACUUCACACAGAACCUGUACAGAAACUGAAGUGUCACACCUAUGAACCACCACGUUACCUGGGCCUAGCAGAACAGCAUGAAGAGCUUGUGAUUCUCUUUAAGAGGGCACUGGUUACCAUUGACGGUUUCAGUUUGUUUCAAUCUCUGCGAGCCUGUAGGAACCAAGUAGCUCGAGCCACAGCCAGUGGGACAGACUCAGCCCUCCUACCUCCUCCAUUGGCUUACAAAAAGUGGGGACUUCAGGGUCAGGAGCGGAUCCUCGACUGUUGGAGUUGUGGAGUGGGAACUCCAAACCCAUUUGACCAGAUGAAGGCUGCGGCUAUAUUAGGCGGGCCAUCCGCCACUAUCCGCCCUACACCACCAGCCCACUCCAUGUACCUGACGUCCGGCAUUGGACACUAUAUUGGAUUCUUCUAUGCUGUUGAGGGCAGUGCCCAGCCUAUACUGUCAGAAGUGGCAUUUGCUGUCGCCCAUAAACUCAAGUCUGCUAUCAUGUCUGCUGCAAGUGGCUGGUUAGGAUUCGGCAGUAAACAAAGAGAUGAUGACAGACAGAAACCAAAGAUAGAGCCAGAAACUCCUUUGUCACUCAGGUACGGACUCCCUGACAAGAGACGGCAAGGUGACAAUAUAUUUCUAUCACCCAAUAACAACUAUGCCGCCACUACAGACAGCUUUGGUCGGGUAACCCUCAUCGACGUGGAGAACGGCAUAGCGGUCAGGAUGUGGAAAGGUUACAGAGAUGCACAGCUUGGCUGGAUUCAAGUGAGAGAAGACAAUCUCCAUGGUAACCAUGACCAGGAGCUUGCAAGAGUGGCUCAGUUCCUCAUUUUCUACGCUCCAAGGAGGGGAAUUUUAGAGGUGUGGACUGCUGCCAAUGGUCCCCGAGUGGCAGCCUUUAAUGUCAACAAAUGGUGUCGUCUUGUCUGUCCGAGCUAUGGCAUUAUGGGACUAAAUAACGUCACCUGUCGUGGUGUCAAAACGAAGGUGUUCCAAUGUGCUCUCAUAGAACCAACAGGAAUCAUUAAAACCCUAGAUAUACCCUUCCACCUGGCACUCAGUGACAAGAACAGUAAGAGAGCAAGGGAUGUCCACCUACUGAAGAAACUGAAGACCGUGAUGAAGGAUACAUCAGAGGAGACGGAAUCUCUAGAAAACGCUGUGAAGAAUUUGUUAAAAGACAUGAAGAUAGCCAGUAUCAAACAGCAGGGAAUGGACAGAGUGUUAGGGGCUAAGUACUUAUCAGCUUCCUGUAUGCAGAGAAUCUUGAAGACGUGUUUGGAGCAGGUUACUAGUAAGGAUGAGGAUACCUGGGACAUUGAUACAAAGCUGUUUGUGCGAUACUGUCAUCUCCAUGACAACCUUCUGAAGAUUUACGAUGAGGUGAACACCAUCAACCAGACAACAGCCAAAACAACAUCAGCAGCGGACCUUACAGAGGAGCUGAUGCAGACGUUCCGCCUGAGUGAGUCAGAAGCUGCCCACAUCAUCACCCAGCUGGAACAGUACGAUAUACAGGUCGGUGGUAAACGGACAGAGAGUCGGCGAGUUAAGUUUGAUGUGGAGAGUAAGUUGAGUCCAGCUUCCUUCAUCAGCUGUUUCCACUGCCAUCUACAUUGUACUGACGACCAAGAAUCUAGUCAACAGGGAUCAGUCACCAUAGCAACAAGACUUAGUGACGAGAAACGGUCCAAUCUAGCCAAUUUCUUUUUCCAAAGUAUACAAAAAGAAACAACUUGUCCGAGUGAACUGAGCACUAUACUGCAAGAAAGCAAGUUAUCACCUCAACUUUUCAUGAAGCUACUUGUGAUGUUCUGGCUAUCAGACGACAACAGGAAACUGACCAUGACAUUAAAUUUACACCACGCCGUUAAGAGUUUAACAUCUCUAAUAGAUAAGAACACACUGAUAGUAGAACCAGGAGAGGUUUCUUCCUGGUGGCUCAAUAUACGGGAGGCAUGUCACCAUAGUAAUUUCAUACAGGCGGCCUACAUCCUGGCACUUGUGUGUAGAUCGGUGGCAAAUGAGGUCAUAGACAGUCAGCUGGAGUCAAAGGAUCCUGAUGCUGACAUAGAGAGUCGAGAUCAGGUCCCUGUCCAGCCCCAAGGGGAGCCUCCUCAGCCAACAGUGGUAGAGGAUAGUGAACAGUGGAACACCAGUGUUAAAAAACUUGAAGAUGUCCUAUGUCUCAGCUGUCUGCUCCAUAUUACUCAGUCAGAGGUCAAGGGUCAAGCAGUACCAGACCCAAUCAUAGUCUCUGUUACAAAGCUUAUGGAGGGAGGCAGAGGUGCUGUAUCAGAGCUGGUUGGAUGCUAUGUGACACAGUCCAGCCUCCACCCAAGUGAACUGUUUCUUCCUUGUCAUAUGUCGGAGAGCACAGAAUUUCAUGGAGAGGCCAUGGAAGUCACAGAGACUACCUUCCAGACAUUUAUAGAAAGAGUUCAAGGUCAGAUGGAGGUACUGAAACAGCGGCUGCCCCACAGUAUGGAGGUAGAUGUACUUCUGGCCAACUGCUGCUGGGAGAAUGUUGUCCAGUGGAACAAAGAUACAAAGUGUAUGAAAAACUUAGAGUCUUCCCUAGAAUUUCUACGUUUGAUACAGAAUGCUAUCCUAAGACAAGGUGUGGGUAGUCUACUGUGGCACAUGUUCAUAGCUAAGACAUUUUCUGCUGCUGCUCAUCUCAUGGAAAAGGUUGGAAAAGUACCAAAAGACAGAUUAUGUAGAAAGGAGGUUGGACUGACAGAGGGAAGCAUGGCUGGCUUUGUGGGCAGUGUAUGUGACCUUCUGGAUAUCAUAAUGGAGUCAUGUUCCACACCAGACUUUGGGGCCAACUGUGAAGCUAAUGAAGUUCCUGUAUUUAACAUAGAGCACCUCUGGCAGGACGUUAGGGGUCCCGCCUCACUUGUAGAACUGGCCAUCGACCAAAAGUCAACAAACUAUGGCUUACUGCGGCUACACUACCAGCUGGCGGUCAUGAUGCAUGCCAUGUUGGUCUUUGGCAUGAAGUCUGUCAAAGUUUUAUCAUUGUUUGACUCAAAGGGAAAGAGCUCGCUAUUUUUGGAUCUGCACCAACACCCACUUCUUCCAUCACAAAACAUAGAUGCCUUCAUAUCCAACAGCCGAAAAAAUUUCUUUGCACGUGUCAUCUCUAAUGUGGUUCUGUCACUUGAUGUCACCAAGCACAGUCAGUCCUCAGCAUCGUCAUCCGCUUCCCCUACAAGUCCAAACAAGAAGUUUGUAGAGGCUGCCACCAAGUGGCCAGCUCUCGUACUAGAACUUGCUAAGGACUUUGGCCUGGAUCUUGACUUUUUUAAACGACACCAUGUAUGUGAACUAUAUUCUGGAGGUCAUGAUAGGAUGGCUGAAGAGGUUCUGUCGACAGUGAAUGACCAUGAGUUGAUGGGCUCACAGCUUCUAUUGAUCGCUGGACACAGGACAGCUUACUUCCUCCUAGAUACUCACAAGUCUAAAGGGAUGGACUUGCUGACCACUGUGUCCCCGGCACUGCCCACGUGGCUCAAGUCCCUGGACAAAGGCCAUUUGCGUCAGCCCAAAGUGUCUGCUGAAGACGUCGCCAGGCUAGUCCAGCAUGUCGCCAACAACUUGCCUGAGGGUUACCCGGAGUAUGAACUAGCCAUUUCUUUAGUUGACUUAGUGCAAUCCAUGUCUUCAUUAUCAUAGCACUCAUUGACUUUGACCUCUUGUGACUUCACCCACACUUUAGCAUUAAUUCUAGCUCUCGUCCGUUAGUGUUUCCACCACGACAAACUCAUAUUUAUUUUAUGUGCCUAACACAUUACCAUCACGCAUGUUGUGACUGCAUCACAUACACUUUAUAUUUGGAUGCAGAAAUGCUAAUUCUUAAAUUUGAAUUUAUUUGUUAUCCUUGUCAUCUACACAGGUUAGAAAGAGAUUGUCAAAUCUUAUUCCCUUUACUACACAUUUCUAACAGAAAAAUAGUUAUUGGUAAAUUUAACUGUUUAGAAUACAUUUUAAGGAUUAGUGCUGCUAAAUGAAUAUGCUUGUUCCUGAUGAUGUUAAUAAGUCGUGUAUUAAUUUUGAUGAUGGUUACCAUACAUAUACAACCAACUCAACAGUGUAGUCCAAUAGCUGUAACAUCACCAUAUCACAAAACAUUUUGUCCUGUUACCUAGAGGUAGUAUGUCUGACCAACAACCAGUCUUUCAGAAGUGAGAAAGUCUAGAUAAGUUAUGGGUGAAAUACACAUCUGAUAACUUAAGCUUAGAACAAUACAAGCUUUGUCAGAACAAAAUCUUCACAAUUAGUUUUCAAAGAUAAGUACAUAUUAUGUAUACUGUUUAAGCUUGAAUAUAUGUUAUUGAUUAUUUAGUAAUAAUUACAUAAUUUUUUGUAAUUGAAUUAAGUUGUUCUGACAGGUUUGUUAUUGCUAAUUUUUUUAGUCUGCAUAAUAUUUGUUGGUGUGUGAGUGUUGAAAGUUAAAACUUAGUUAGCAUUGAAUGUUCUAUGCAUCAGUAUGAUUGUUUAGCAUUUCUGGGGAGUACUUUACAAAUAUAUGUUUAAUUAUAUAUUGUAUGCAAAUGAAAAAGAUUAAAAUAAUGCCAAAGGGUUAGAGAAUAUUAUACUGUUGGUAAAUAAUUCAGUUUUAGUUUUACGAUAGAAUUGUGCAAACAAGUUUAUCGCCCUUGUAUAUGAUAGAGAGCUAAAAUAAUUGUAAUCCCUGCAGUUUUAGAAAAUAAAAAAAAUUGACCCUGCAAAAUAAAAUUGUUAUACAGUACUUUUGCAGAUUAAAGCAUUAAUUACGGAACAUUUAAUGUGCAAAUUAAGUUGUUAACAAUAUGGUAAUAUAUGUUAAUUCAGUAAAUGUAUGCUACUGCCUGUGUUAGACUUAAUCUGUACACUAGGUUUGUUUAGAAAUUCUUAAAGUAAGAUAAAAAAAAAAAAAAAGUACCACAGCGUCAUAACACAAGGACAAAGAAAAAUGUACAGAAGUUAUAUAGCUCCUUAUAUACCAACAGGAAUCUAGUAACAAAGCUGACACAGUAUUAGUGGAAGGGCAAUGUGUACAUUAUACUGUUGUGUGUCCAUUGUGUAUUUACAUGUAUGUGGACAUUGAGUUUUUUUAGAUGGAAUAAUUUAUUAAACAAUGGGAUUUUUUUAGAUGUUCACAGAAUGACGGUAAUGUAUUUAGAUAUUGCUGUAUUUAAAGAUGCGUUAGGUAGGUCUACUGUUUAUAACUGUAGGGGCCAACUCCUACCAUGCUUACCCUUUGCUCACCUUAUAAUGACAUGUAUUGUAGAAAAACUAUAUAUGUGGUGAUUUUUAACUAUUUAACACUUGUAAGAAUUCUAUCAUUAGAAUAUGAGACUUGAAAUGUGUUAUUGCCAAUGUUUGGAUAUAGAAAUGAGCGAGAGGAAUUUUAUUUUCAUUUGAAUAUCUUUGAAUACUGAUGUUGUGUCCCAGAUGUGCAAUAUUUUCACACCAGAUGAUAUGGUUUUGUGUCACAAUAAACUAUUAAUUGAUACAUCA